Messenger RNA from Peromyscus maniculatus bairdii (prairie deer mouse), 3972 nucleotides. It is a transcript of the gene Mtg2, whose product is annotated as mitochondrial ribosome associated GTPase 2. Gene Ontology annotation, molecular function: magnesium ion binding; GTP binding; GTPase activity. Gene Ontology annotation, cellular component: mitochondrion. Lineage: Eukaryota; Metazoa; Chordata; Mammalia; Rodentia; Cricetidae. The record is from RefSeq and is a predicted model, not a curated record.
UCUAGUGAGGAUGGCUCGUCCAACCCGAGCGCCAGAAAGCUGGUUUCUGAAGAUGUGUUCUUCCCUUAGAUAGAGCGUGGUGGUGCACGCCGGGAAGCGAUUUCCAGGGGUUCGAAGCCAGGCUAGGCUGCACAGUGAGCCCUGAACAGAAAACUGGCAGGAACUUCCCCUUGCCCGGCUCUUGGGAAGCCUUGAUGGAGCACUCCUCGGGUAGACUCGCUUGUGAGAGACAGGCGCGGCCGGGGGCCGCCUAACCCCGGCAGUUGACUUACCCUGAAUCCCAGCCUCUGCUGCUUUGCGGAGGCUUUUUUAAAGAUCAGACAGGUUUUCAUGUAUCUCUGGCCACCUGGCUGGCCUUGAACUUGCUGUGCAAUAGAGGAUGACCUUGAAUUUCCGAUCUUCCUUCUGCUUCCUGGGUGCUGAGAGUAAGGGGCCAUGAUACCUACCAGACUUCUUUUGGCAAGGUCCUCCACUGUGUUGGGUAUUUCAAAGUGGGCUCCAUCCACAUGGGCUCCCCUGAAGCUCAGCCAGCUCCAUUCACUGCAGGCAUCAUCUAGAUUGUUCUCUCUGGGCACUGUAGACCAUGCUAAGCACCAAGAGGCCUCCGGAAAGAAGCUGCUGUCAGAGAAAAAACUGAAAAGACAUUUUGUGGAUCACCGGAGAGUUCUAGUCCGUGGAGGAAAUGGAGGAUCCGGCAUGAGCUGUUUCCACAGUGAACCCCGCAAGGAGUUUGGAGGUCCUGAUGGCGGGGAUGGAGGAAAUGGUGGACACAUCAUUCUGAGAGUUGACCAGCAGGUGAAGUCCUUGUCCUCGGUCUCGUCCCAGUACCAGGGUCUCAGUGGAGAAGAUGGUGGCAGUAAAAACUGCUUUGGGCGGAGUGGUGCCUCCCUCUACGUCCAGGUUCCUGUGGGUACCUUGGUGAAAGAGGGAGGUGAGGUUGUGGCUGACCUAUCUCACCCAGGAGAUGAGUACAUUGCUGCACUGGGGGGUGCAGGAGGAAAAGGCAAUCGCUUUUUCCUGGCCAAUGACAACCGUGCCCCUGUAACUUGUACCCCUGGACAACCGGGUCAGGAGCGGGUCCUCUACCUGGAGCUCAAGACAAUGGCCCAUGCUGGGAUGGUUGGCUUCCCCAAUGCUGGGAAAUCUUCUCUUCUUCGAGCCAUUUCAAAUGCAAAGCCUGCCGUAGCUUCCUACCCAUUCACCACCUUGAACCCUCACGUGGGGAUCGUUCACUAUGAAGGCCACCAACAGGUCGCAGUGGCAGACAUCCCAGGCAUCAUCCGAGGCGCACACCAGAACAAGGGCCUGGGGCUCAGCUUCCUCAGGCAUAUUGAACGUUGUCACUUCUUCCUGUUUGUGGUAGAUCUUUCCUUGCCUGAGCCGUGGACUCAGGUUAAUGAUUUAAAAUAUGAACUAGAGAAGUAUGAAGAAGGCCUAUCUGGGAGGUCCCAUGUGAUCAUCGCAAAUAAGAUUGAUCUCCCGCAGGCCAGAGCCCACCUGCCCCAGCUCCAAGCCCGCCUAGGACAGGAAGUCAUCGCCUUGUCAGCACUGACUGGAGAGAACCUGGAGCAGCUGCUUCUGCACCUGAAGGUGCUGCACGAUGCUCACAUGGACGCCGAGCUGGAGCAGGGCCGCCAGCCCUUCAGGUGGUAGUGGGCACAGGGAUUCAUGCCCCUGGGCCAGCAUGGGGCAAGGGUGGCCAGCAGUCACCGGAAGCAAACACAAACCUAUUAUCAAGUGUGGGCAGCGUUGAACACCUGAGAGAAAGUACUUGGAAAUAUUUGAGCGUGUCAAUGUCUUUGUUUUCACACCAAUUUGGAGCACACUCCUGAACUGCCCCCACCCCCUGGCCUAGGGUGAUGGGUACUCUGUGCCACCUGACUGCCCCCACCCCCUGGCCUAGGGUGAUGGGUACUCUGUGCCACCUGGUACCUGAACUGCUCCCCAGUGCUUGUACGCCUGUCACCCUUGCUGACUGGUUUGCCGAGGUUGACUCAUUUGUGCUAAUUAACACCUCAUUAGUAGGAGGACAGUGCUGCUGGCUGAAGGUAGCAAACACUGCUGCCAGGCGGCCUGGGCAAACGCAACAGAGCAGCGGAGCCAUGGCUGGGCUUCUCGUGCAUGGCGGUAUUUGCGACAGCAGCCUUGGCUUCUUGUGGGGCUGGGUCUGCCCACAGUCCCGCAGAGCCUUGUUGGUGCCAUCUACUGUGCUAGCAUGUCAGGGAGGUGGGGUGCAGUGGCCAUGCUUUGUUCUCCAGUGCCAGCUGACUGAGGAAAACAGCAAGGGCCAGCUCCUUCCCCGUUGUUCCCAGAACAACGCUGUGCUGAGCUCUGUGGGGGCUGAACACCAAGGCAGCCUUGAGCUUCACGACUGAAUGCACCCAAUAUCCGACCCAGGCACGCAGCCUCUGGCUGUGCAUCAAGGAUGCGCCAGCAAGUUGUCAACCAAAGGAGAUGUGAACCUUGAAUUUCUGGCAUUAUUCCUGAUAGGUGGCCUCAGCUCAGCAGGGCAUAUGAAAGAAUGGCAGGGUCCUUAUCCCUGGUGGCAGGUACUGCCACCACUCUGCCCUGAGAGUCAACACCAGCCUUUCCCCAGCAAGGACCACUUUACCCCCCCAGCACUGCGUUUGGAGGGUGACCCCAGGAGGUACGGGGCGGGGACCGUAUGUCCCAGAACGUUCCCCCAGGGAAGCUUUGCCUUAGUGUGGCCUUGAGGGCCUUAGCAGUGCAAUGAGGAGACAGAUGGAAUGCGCAGCCCCAUCUUUUGAGGAGACCUCUGCCCGGAGUGAGGUUAGUCAUGCUUCUGGCACAUGGACGAGUGUCCCUCUGUAUGCUGGGGUGGGGCUGCUUCAACAGCAAGCUUGCCCUCAGCCUUCGGGAGCAAUUCCGUUUUGAUCUGCAGCUGGAACACAGGGUCCUUUUCUGUGAAGCUUUAUUCUAAUGUCUUAUAAUUUCAAAGGUCCUGGCGUUCUGGAGGCCAGGGCGGGUCUCAUGUCUGUGGCUUUCUCUUUCAGGCCACCAAAAAGGGUUUUGUAGUCAGGCCAAGCCUGAGAGCAUUAAUUAUCCACCACUGGCUUUCAUCUUUGUGGCCGCUGUGCUCUAGAGACCUCAAAAUGCCUCUCUAGAGCCUGAAGGUGGGCUGACCCCUCAGAGCUGCCAUGUGUCCUGGAACCACCAACAGUCCUUGGCCCGGACUCAGUCAUUCAAGCUACUGAGGUACAGUCUUGCUGACGCCAAAAAGCCAGCUCCAGGACCAUGCCCCAGAGCAUGUUUGCUCAUCACCCUGGGACCAGCCCAGGAGGGUUGUUUCUGAAGCUGGUUUCCUCCCCAGCUGGUGUUCUUGGAGAGAAGAACUUAGUCUCUGCACAAUGGCACCUGGUCUGUCAUUGGUUCAGGGAUGGAGUGUUUGUAGGUCAUAAAGAAGCUCAUUUAAAGUCACACUAUUGUUGCAAACACACAGUACACACAUACAUGUAGGGGAAACACCCAUACACAAAAUAAGUAAGGGGGGUGCUGGCAGGUCACCUGGUAAGAACACUGGAUGUCCUUCCAGGGGACCUGAGUUCAGUUCUCAGCACCCACCUGGCAACUAACAGCAGUCUACAAUUCAAGUUUCAGGGGAUCCAAUGCCCUCUUUUCUGGCCUCCAAGGACACUGCAUGCAUAUGGUGCACAGCCACACAUGCAGGCAAAACACCCAUAUACUUAAAAGAAAAACAGGUCGUGCUAUCUCAGGCUGUGGUGUGGCAUGAUGGCAAAGCACUUGCUUGGCACAUGCAAGGCUCUGGGCUCCAUCCACAGCAGUACAUGAAGCAGUGAUCCGGGGUGGCACAUGCCUGUAGUCAUAUUUGGAAAGUGGAGGCAGGAGGGCCAGAAGUUCAAGGUCACAUCCUCAGUUCUAGUUCUAGUUUGAAGCCUCCCUGAGCUACAUGAGACCCUGUUUCAAAAACAAAAUAAAAAAUAGUUAAUAGUG